AGUGUAGACGCUGUGAGAAAGUCAGAGUAAAUGUUUUAAGACUUGGGACAGCCAACCACUUUGCACGAUCCCAAUUCUCGGAGACAGAACCAGGAGUACAUACGAUGCCGUAUCCCCGUUUCUAGCGAAAGAAGACAUAAAAAUCUAAAACGAAUUGAACUUAACUAAAGAACUUAUUUAACAAAUAAAUUUUUAGCAGUCAACUGUGUUUUGUAAUCUGAUUACAAUAAUUUUGAUCUGAAAACAUAUGAAUGUAUGCUAAAGAAAAAUGUUACCUUGUUAUGUGUGUCAGUACAUUUAUUUGCGAUGGCUAAAAAUUUGUAUGCUAGAAGCCAAUAAAAAGGGAAAAAAAUAACAGAAGCAUCUUUGGCUUAAAAGUCGACUGAUAUCAACUCGCCAUGCGUUGUUGGCUGUACAGUGUACACACACUGCUACAGUUUGAGAUUAAGGACUAGUCAGCAGUGUUGGAAAGCUGUGAUUAUUUGGCGGCGGUAUAAUGUGUGAUGAUAUUUGUUGUCCGAAAAUAUUGCUCUCCUAAAAUUUUCGAGAAGAUCAUUAUGGCUCUCAUUGGUGGUGAUGGCAGUACUCUCACUGUGAACAUAAGUGGGAUGAGAAAAAAAUACAAGGAUAAAUCAGAUGUCUUCACAGAAAGUGAUAUCACGGACAAGAAUCCGUAUAGCCUUUUUAAAAUUUGGUUUGACGAGGCGUGCAACAAUCCUCAAAUAUUUGAAGCGAAUGCCAUGUGCUUAGCAACUGCAAGUAGAUCAGGGAUGCCGUCGUGCCGUUAUGUUCUCCUCAAAGGUUAUGGAACUGAUGGCUUUAAAUUCUAUACGAAUUAUGAAAGCAGAAAAGGAAAAGAACUAGCUGAAAAUCCCGUAGCUGCUUUAAAUUUCUACUGGGCACCUUUAGUUAGACAGGUCCGAAUUGAGGGUGUUGUUGAGAAACUCUCAGAACAAGAAUCUGAUGAAUACUUCCAUUCAAGGCCAGUUGAUAGCCAAAUUGGAGCCUGUAUCAGCCAUCAGAGCACUGUUAUUUCAGGCAGAGAGGAACUUAUUGAAGCGGGCCAUAAGAUUCGAGAGGAAUACGUCAGUCCUGGGAAAGAAAUUCCUCGUCCAAAUGAAUGGGGAGGCUUCAUUGUGAAACCAACUACUUUUGAAUUUUGGCAAGGACAAAGUGAUAGAGUUCAUGAUCGUAUUAGAUUCAGACGGCUAGAAGAGAAUGAAACAUCAGAUGAAAUUCUUAUUCAUAAAGGAAGAGAUGGAUGGGUGUAUGAAAGACUGGCACCAUGAAUUGGCAAUGUUACGAAGCUGUCUUCCUCAGAGCGUGAACAUUGUUAUGACUAUAAUAGGAACCUAUUACUUCAGUAUUUUUCAACUUUCUUGGGGACCUGUAGUUGAGUGAAGCUGAUUUUUUAUUUUCUUGUACGUUGUUAUGCUCUUCAUGUGGAGUUGGGAACAAGAGACUUUAUGAGCAAUAUUAGUAUGCUGUGCUUGUCUGAGAUCAAUAGGAAGAAGAUAGGUUCUUACUGUGAAAACCUAAUAUAUAUACUAGUGGUAUCUUGUAAGCCCAGACAAAAUCGUUUGAACACACAAAUUAUUCAAAUAUCAGGAACCUUCUUUAAUAUAGUAAAUAAUGGUAUAGGUAAAAUGGGACUUGGGUUUCAGAACACAAAUAAAAUGUAUUAUGCCUUGUCUGAUACCUUAAAGAACAGUAAUAUUUCCACGUAGAUCAAAAUAUGCAUUAUAAAUAAUUAUUCAGUCAGUAAUAACACAUGUAAUGAAACCUGGACUUUGGAAGUAAGGGGCGAAAGUGAGAGAGAAAGGAUCACUAGAUAUCCCAGAACAAAAUACUAAAUAAAUGUUUUUGAACAGGGAUUUACCCUGCAAUCUGAAUCUGAACGAAACUAGAAUGAAACCUGACACUGCAACAGCUAUGAAAACUGGAAGUAUUGGCCAUGUAAUGAGAUAGCAAGAAGACAAGUUUAAUCUGGAUUGCGGUAGAAGAAUCCCUAGAGGGGCCACCAGAAUGUCUGGGAAUGGGACUUCUAGAUUAAAUGGAAAGUACCUACAUUUUUGGAAAAUUGCUAAUUGAUGUGUAUAUUACAUAAAUGGACAGAUUUGGCAAAAAUUACUGAACCAACACCAGAUGCCACUCACGUGGCAUGUAACUUCUCUGCAAUUACUAAGAACAGAACCCAUGUAUCACAUCUACUUCUAUACUCUGCAGAACAGUGUGAAGUGCAUGACAAAGGAUAUGACUCACUGUACCAUUUAUUAGGACUUUUUCCCAUUCCAUUCACUUGUGGAGCAAGGGAGGAAUGAGUGCUUGAAUGCCUUUUAGGUUGGUGUAAUUAUUCUAAUCUUGUCCUUGUGGUCCCUGUGGAAGUGAUACAAAGGGGUUUCCAGUAUAUAAUUAGAAUCAUCAUUUAAAGCUGGUUCUUGAAACUUUGUAAGUAGGUUUUUGUAGGGUAGUUUACAUCGUAUAUUCAGGAGUCUGUCAGUUCAGUUUCUCAGCAACUCUGUGACACACUCCCACAGGUCAAACAAACCUGAGACGUUCACACUGCCCUUCUUUGUAUAUGUUCAGUAUCCCCUGUUAAUCUUAUUGGGGUAUAGGUCCCACACACUUGAGUACUAUUCUAGGAUGGAUCACAUGAGUGGUUGGUAAGCAGCCUCCUGUAUAGGCGGGUGUCAUUUCCCUAACAUUCUGCCAAUAAACUGAAGUCUGCCACCUGCUUUAUGUACAAUUGAGCCCUUGUGAUUGUUCCAUUUCAUAUCCCUACAAAGUGUUACACCCAGGUAUUGGUACGAGAUAAUAGAGUCCAACUGUGAAUUGUUGAUGAUAUAGUCACAGGACGCUUUUUUUAUUAAGUGCACAGUUAUACAUCUCUGAACAAUUAAAACAAGUUACCAAUCUUCACAUGA
Molecule: messenger RNA, 2924 nt
Organism: Schistocerca gregaria
Lineage: Eukaryota; Metazoa; Arthropoda; Insecta; Orthoptera; Acrididae
Product: pyridoxine/pyridoxamine 5'-phosphate oxidase-like
Exons: 7
Coding region: 504-1289 (261 amino acids)
Biological process (GO): pyridoxine biosynthetic process; pyridoxal 5'-phosphate biosynthetic process
Molecular function (GO): FMN binding; pyridoxamine phosphate oxidase activity
Source: RefSeq, a predicted model, not a curated record